This is a messenger RNA of Paramisgurnus dabryanus, 5293 nucleotides long. RefSeq lists its product as uncharacterized. Gene Ontology annotation, biological process: DNA recombination; DNA integration. Gene Ontology annotation, molecular function: protein binding; DNA binding. Lineage: Eukaryota; Metazoa; Chordata; Actinopteri; Cypriniformes; Cobitidae. The record is from RefSeq and is a predicted model, not a curated record.
AUGAGGGCCAUUGAAUCAUCCACAUUUGUUGUAGAAUAUCGUGGAAUACUGUGCCAAAGUAAAUAUGUUGAUGACAUUAAAGGCAACUACUUGUUCGAUUUCACAUGGAAUGGAGCACAUUAUUGCAUAGAUGCUUCAAAAGAGGAUGGAUCGCUAGGACGACUGGUGAACGAUGAUCACAAAAAUCCAAACUGCAAAGUCAAGACGGUUGUUGUUGAGGGAAAGCCGCACCUGUGUCUAUUUAGUCUAAGAGACAUUUGUCCAGAUGAAGAAAUUACUUACAAUUAUGGGGAUUCCUCUUGGCCCUGGCGUUCAGUAGAAUUGUGUGAUGAGAUAUCGGUGGCCGUAGAUGAAUCCAUUGAGGGUCCUUCCUCAUCAAGAAAAGAGAAAGAAUUGUGUGAUGAGAUAUCGGUGGCCGUAGAUGAAUCCAUUGAGGGUCCUUCCUCAUCAAGAAAAGAGAAUGAAUUGUGUGAUGAGACAUCGGUGGCCGUAGAUGAAUCCAUUGAGGGUCCUUCCUCAUCAAGAAAAGAGAAAGAAUUGUGUGAUGAGAUAUCGGUGGCCGUAGAUGAAUCCAUUGAGGGUCCUUCCUCAUCAGGAAAAGAGAAAUGCCAUCAUGAAGUUCAUUGCGCAGUAUCCAGUUUGGAUUCUUGUGUAAAUUGCAGUGGACCCGUUUCUAGUCGAAAAUGGCUUGGCUUAACAUGCAAAUUGUGUUCAAGAUCAUGGCACAAAACCUGCUUCAUGAAGAAUGAGAAAUCGAUGGAUGUUACAUUUUCCAGUUCUGAAGAAAGCAGUUCUGAUGAAGAGUAUACUCCUCACGCUGAAAACAGCAUUGAUGAAUCCUCUGAUGAAUUCAUCCCAGAUUCAAGACAAAACAGCGACAGUGGUGAUAGUCUAACUAUCAAUACAAGGAAUCCACCAUAUUGUAAGACCACUCAACUAUUUUCAGAGUCUAAGAAGGCAGAGAGUGUGUCUCAACCCACUCACUGUUCAUCCACUGAGCAAGAUAUGGUUAGUGACAAAUCCAGCUCUGCUCAAGAUCUCGUAUGUAAUGAUCACGACACUACCACAAGGAAUAUGGAGAUGCUUCAGAGUUUUAAGAAAACACCAAAAGAGUCUUGUGAUAAACAGUCAAACCUCAAAGACACUUUUUCCACCCACAAAAAUUACUGUUAUGUGUGCAAGAAACCUCAGUCUAAAAUUGCCCGUCACUUUAAAAAGCAUGAAGACAGUGAAACGGAAAUUGCGGCUGCAUUUCUGCUUCCUAAACACUCCAAGGACAGAAAAAGGUUACUUGAGAAGCUUCGAAACAGAGGCAACUAUGAACAUAAUCAAGAGGUUAUGGCAAAUAAGAGUGGACCACUGAAGGUUAGAAGACGACCAGUAAGAUCCGAGAUCGAAUUGAGUACCAAAACAUACGUGCACUGCAUAUACUGUAAAGGCCUGUUUGUUCGCAAGGAGUUGUGGCGCCAUACACGGAGAUGUUCUUCAAAGAUUUGUUCCGAGUCUGAAGCAACUGGUAAGGCUAAAGUUCUAGUUUUGGCUGACAUUGCAGAGUCAACAUUCUCUCAAGCAAUCUCUCCUGAAGUGUGGAAAAUCUUGGGAAAUAUGAAGAAUGAUGACAUUUCAUCUGUUGUUCGAAAUGAUUUUCUCAUACUGCAGUUGAGUCAGAGUCUUUACAACAAACACGGAAGUGAUCCAACAAAAUUUGAAUACAUCAGACAGAAGGUACGGGAAGUGGGCAGACUCUUGCUAAGCAUGAAAAAAAAAUUCUCCAUACUUAGCUUUGAAGAUGCUUUGAAGCCAAACAAUUUUUACAAAGUCAUUGAGGCCGUGAAAGAUGUUGCUGGUUAUGAAGAAAAGAGCCACUCGUAUAAGACACCAAGUCUUGCGCUAAAGUUAGGACAUUCACUUAACAAAAUUGCUGACAUCAUUCUCUGCAGGGCCAUCGCAGGAGAGGAUGAUGCUCUGACGAAAGCAGCAGAGCGAUUCAAAAGACUUUGCUCAAGUGAAUGGGCAGAACAUGUCUCCCAUGCUGCUCUUGCUACUUUAAGCAAAUCAAAGUUCAACAAACCAUCUACCAUACCAUUCACACAUGAUGUGCAGCUUCUCCACCAGUGCCUAGAGAAGAAAUCAGCUGAUGCUUUUGAAAACCUGAAAAACCAAGAGUCUUCACAGGCAUACGCAGAACUCACCAAAGUGACACUGGCACAAGUAAUCAUCUUUAACCGGCGUCGUGCAGGAGAAGUUUCAAAAAUGACACUUGAGUGUUUUAUGAAAAGAGACCAAACUGAGCUCCACGAGGACAUAGCUCUUGGUCUGUCUCCGUUUGAGCAAAAAAUGUCCAAGCAUUUUAGCAGAGUAGAAAUAAUGGGCAAAAAAGGGAGAAAAGUUGCUGUUCUGCUAAGCCCUGAUCUUGUUGGAGCAAUACAACUUCUUGUGGACAAGAGAGAUUCAUGUGAAGUAGAUGUGGACAACCCCUUUCUAUUUGCAAGACCAAAGUGUUCAGCCACCAGUUUCUUCAGGGGACAAGACUGCAUCAGGGUUUUUGCAAAUCAGUGUGGUGCCCAGAACCCUGAAUAUCUCAGAUCUACACAACUCCGUAAGCAGGUUGCAACAAUGUCCCAGAUUCUUAAUCUAAAGGAUAAUGAGCUGGAUCAGCUUGCCAACUUUUUGGGCCAUGACAUUCGGGUCCAUAGAGACUAUUAUCGGUUGCCAGAUGCAACUAUAGAAAUUGCAAAAAUCUCAAAGCUGCUUCUGGCAAUGGAGAAAGGAACCCUUGCAAGUUUCCAAGGAAAGUCUCUUAGUGAAAUUGAGAUUGAAGAUGAAAUUGAUCCUGAAUUAGACGACGAAGAAGAAAGUGAUGAAGACGGCGAAGAAUCGGAUUCUCUCCAUAGAGUAAAUGGAAACAAAAAGAGGGUGGACCAUGUAAAGUCGACCCAGGAUGAGGAGAUUGAAAGUUCCAACGAAAAACAAAAAAUGUCCCCCAAUGAACCAGUCAGCUCCACAGGAAAACGAAAAAUGCCCCCAAAUGAGCCUGUCAGCUCCACAGGAAAACGAAAAAUGCCCCCAAAUGACCCUGUCAGCUCCACAGAUGCCAAAUCAAGGAGAAUUGUGAAAAGGCCAUGGACUGCUAAUGAAGUGAAUGCCGUUAUGAAACAUUUUAAAGUCCAUAUUUCAAAGGGACAUCUCGCAACAAAGGCAGAGUGUGAGCAGUGCAAGGCUGCAGAGGACCCUGUGCUAGCAGAAAGAACUGUACAAAACAUAAGGGAUUUCGUGAGGAACCGAGGUUUGAUGUUGAAAAAAAAUAGUUCUUAGACAGAUCAUGGUCACCUUCUUUUAAGGUUUGUGGCUUUUGUUACUGUUAAGUUUACAAGUUAAAUGACUGGCUGACUAUUGUUCUCUUGUUAAAACUUUAGAAUCUCUCAUUUCCAUAGUUAAACCCAGAUCGUCCUUACAAUACUAUUUACAUAUUUACAUACACACACCUAACUAACACCCGAUUGAGAAGAAGAUUUGGGUUAGCUAGAUAUCAUUCACAUACACGUAGCUCGGAAACACUUAAUUCCUGUCCAUGUUAAACCAAAAUUGUCCUCAUAAUCAGGUAUUACUUAGGUGUGUGUGUGUGUGUGAAUGUACGUGAUUGAUGUCCAGUUAAACCCAAAUUGUUCUCACAAUUAGGUGUUACUAAGGUGUGUAUGUGAUUGUCCAUGUAAACCCGAAUUGUCCUCACAAUUAAGUGUUACGGAGUUGUGUGUGUGUGUGUGUGUGUGUGUGUGUAUGUGAAUGAUGUCCAGGUAAACCCAAAUUGUCCUCACAAUUCAGUGUUACUAAGGUGUGUGUGUAUAUGUGAUUGUCCAUGUAAACCCGAAUUGUCCUCACAAUUAAGUGUUACUGAGUUGUGUGUGUGUGUAUGUGAAUGAUGUCCAGGUAAACCCAAAUUGUCCUCACAAUUCAGUGUUACUAAGGUGUGUGUGUAUAUGUGAUUGUCCAUGUAAACCCGAAUUGUCCUCACAAUUAAGUGUUACUGAGUUGUGUGUGUGUAUGUGAAUGAUGUCCAGGUAAACCCAAAUUGUCCUCACAAUUAAGUGUUACUAAGGUGUGUGUGUAUAUGUGAUUGUCCAUGUAAACCCGAAUUGUCCUCACAAUUAAGUGUUACUGAGUUGUGUGUGUUUGUGUAUGUGAAUGAGGUCCAGUUAAACCCAAAUUGUCCUCAAAAUUAAGCGUUACUGAGGUGUGUGUUUGUGUAUGUGAAUGAUGUCCAGGUAAAUCCAAAUUGUCCUCACAAUUAAGCGUUACUGAGGUGUGUGUUUGUGUAUGUGAUUCAUGUCCAGGUAACUCCAAAUUGUCCUCACAAUUAAGCGUUACUGAGGUGUGUGUUUGUGUAUGUGAAUGAUGUCCAGGUAAAUCCAAAUUGUCCUCACAAUUAAGCGUUACUGAGGUGUGUGUUUGUGUAUGUGAAUGAUGUCCAGGUAAAUCCAAAUUGUCCUCACAAUUAAGCGUUACUGAGGUGUGUGUUUGUGUAUGUGAUUCAUGUCCAGGUAAAUCCAAAUUGUCCUCACAAUUAAGCGUUACUGAGGUGUGUGUUUGUGUAUGUGAAUGAUGUCCAGGUAAACCCAAAUUGUCCUCACAAUUCAGUGUUACUAAGGUGUGUGUGUAUAUGUGAUUGUCCAUGUAAACCCGAAUUGUCCUCACAAUUAAGUGUUACUGAGUUGUGUGUGUGUGUAUGUGAAUGAUGUCCAGGUAAACCCAAAUUGUCCUCACAAUUAAGUGUUACUAAGGUGUGUGUGUAUAUGUGAUUGUCCAUGUAAACCCGAAUUGUCCUCACAAUUAAGUGUUACUGAGUUGUGUGUGUUUGUGUAUGUGAAUGAGGUCCAGUUAAACCCAAAUUGUCUUCAAAAUUAAGCGUUACUGAGGUGUGUGUUUGUGUAUGUGAAUGAUGUCCAGGUAAACCCAAAUUGUCCUCACAAUUCAGUGUUACUAAGGUGUGUGUGUAUAUGUGAUUGUCCAUGUAAACCCGAAUUGUCCUCACAAUUAAGUGUUACUGAGUUGUGUGUGUGUGUGUAUGUGAAUGAUGUCCAGGUAAACCCAAAUUGUCCUCACAAUUAAGUGUUACUAAGGUGUGUGUGUAUAUGUGAUUGUCCAUGUAAACCCGAAUUGUCCUCACAAUUAAGUGUUACUGAGUUGUGUGUGUUUGUGUAUGUGAAUGAGGUCCAGUUAAACCCAAAUUGUCCUCAAAAUUAAGCGUUACUGAGGUGUGUGUUUGUGUAUGUGAAUGAUGUCCAGGUAAAUCCAA